UGUUAUGCUGAAAAAGAUCUCAACUUUUUUUCCUACCUUGGUCACUAAGCUGUUCUUUGACCUUCUCAAAUGUAAUAACAAAAAUCUCUGAAUAUUUAUCCAAAGAUCAAAACUUUUUCUCUUUCUUGGGAUUAUUUGGCUUUUGCUUUGUCUUUUUUUUUGAUUUAUUUAUCUACUUGGAUUGCUUAUUCAAUCUUUUAUCCAUGGUUGCAUAGUUAUUUUGCUGAUUACAUGAACUUGUGUUCUUACUUAGAUAAGAUUUUGGGUUCAUCUUGUUUCUUGAUUUGCUAUACUUGAAGUUGAACAAGUUCUUGAUUUUAGUACUUUUUUGACGAGUGUUGUGUUUGAUAGAAGAGGGUUUGACUUUUUCUUGAUCAUUUGAUUGAAAUAAUCAAGAUCUUGUUGAUUUUGAGUGGCCAUUAUAGAGCUAUGUUUGUAAUUGUAAGAUAUUAAACUAUUGGGGAACUGAAAGAUUGAAUUUUGGAAUUAGUAUCAAAUGGGGAACACUUGUGUUGGACCUAGUAUUUCUAGAAAUAGGUUCUUGCAGUCUGUUUCAGCUGCAAUGUGGCCGUCUCGGGUGCCGGAUGACACUGCUUCCACCACUAAUGGUGGGAGUAGUAGGGGUGGAACAGCAGAAUCUGGGAAAGACCCUGAUGUGGUAGUUCAAAAUAGGGCACCUGAACAGAUGACAAUGCCUAAGUCUGAACAGAAGGAAGUGGAACCAGUGAAGAAGGAAGAGGAACCGGUAAAGCCUAAGAAGGCGGUAGAGAUGAAGAGGGUAGGUAGUGCAGGACUUAAGACUGAUUCUGUGUUACAGAAGAAAACAGGCAACUUAAAAGAGUUUUUCAGUAUAGGUAAGAAAUUAGGACAAGGACAAUUUGGGACUACAUUUAAAUGUGUCGAAAAAGGGACAGGGAAAGAGUAUGCUUGUAAAUCGAUUGCUAAGAGGAAGUUGUUGACAGAUGAUGAUGUUGAAGAUGUUAGAAGGGAAAUUCAGAUAAUGCAUCACUUAGCAGGGCAUCCGAAUGUUAUAUCGAUAAAAGGGGCUUAUGAGGAUGCGGUAGCUGUUCAUGUAGUUAUGGAACGGUGUGCUGGAGGUGAGCUUUUCGAUAGGAUUAUUCAGCGGGGGCAUUAUACAGAAAGAAAAGCAGCUGAGCUCACAAGGACUAUUUUUGGAGUUGUUGAAGCUUGUCAUUCGCUGAGCGUCAUGCAUCGUGAUCUUAAGCCUGAAAAUUUCCUUUUUGUUGAUCAGAAGGAGGAUUCACUUCUCAAAACUAUUGAUUUUGGAUUGUCAGUUUUCUUCAAACCAGGUGAGAGAUUUACUGAUGUUGUUGGUAGUCCUUAUUAUGUUGCACCGGAAGUUCUCAAAAAACGGUAUGGUCCUGAAGCUGAUGUUUGGAGUGCUGGUGUGAUUGUGUACAUCUUAUUAAGUGGAGUGCCUCCUUUUUGGGCUGAAAAUGAGCAAGGAAUAUUUGAACAAGUCCUGCAUGGAGAUCUUGACUUCUCAUCAGAUCCAUGGCCUAGUAUUUCAGAAGAUGCAAAAGACUUAGUCAGGGGAAUGCUUGUUCGAGAUCCCAGAAAACGUUUAACUGCUCAUGAAGUCUUGUGCCAUCGUUGGGUUCAAGUUGAUGGUGUGGCUCCAGAUAAGCCUCUGGAUUCUGCAGUUCUAAGUCGAAUGAAACAAUUUUCUGCAAUGAACAAGCUCAAGAAGAUGGCUUUGAGAGUCAUUGCUGAAAGCCUGUCUGAAGAAGAAAUUGCCGGUCUGAAAGAAAUGUUCAAGAUGAUUGAUACAGACAAUAGUGGUCAAAUAACUUUUGAGGAGCUCAAAGUUGGUUUAAAAAGAGUAGGCGCUAAUCUCAAGGAAUCUGAGAUCUAUGAUCUUAUGCAAGCAGCAGAUGUUGAUAACAGCGGCACAAUUGACUAUGGGGAAUUUAUCGCUGCAACAUUACAUUUCAAUAAAAUUGAAAGAGAAGAUCAUCUAUUUGCUGCUUUCUCUUACUUUGAUAAAGAUGGAAGUGGCUACAUCACCGCAGAUGAGCUUCAACAAGCUUGUGAGGAAUUUGGCAUCGGUGACGUCCAUCUGGAAGAUAUGAUCAGAGAUGCUGAUCAGGACAAUGAUGGGCGCAUUGAUUACAAUGAGUUUGUCGCGAUGAUGCAAAAGGGACAUCCAGCGAGUGGUGGUGGCAAGAAAGGUCUAGAACACAGUUUCAGCACCGGAUUUAGAGACGCUCUAAAACUUUAGAGAGCCUUUGCCUUUCAUCCCCCUCCUUUAGUUUUGUUGUAUAGUAGAAACUAGUGCUUGCCAAAGCAACAACCUUGCUUUUUCAAUGCACAUCAGUAACAUUUUUCCCAGUUU
Solanum stenotomum is the source of this 2356-nucleotide messenger RNA. Its product is annotated as calcium-dependent protein kinase 1-like. Gene Ontology annotation, biological process: peptidyl-serine phosphorylation; protein autophosphorylation; intracellular signal transduction. Gene Ontology annotation, molecular function: calmodulin binding; calcium/calmodulin-dependent protein kinase activity; ATP binding. The record is from RefSeq and is a predicted model, not a curated record. Lineage: Eukaryota; Viridiplantae; Streptophyta; Magnoliopsida; Solanales; Solanaceae. Gene Ontology annotation, cellular component: cytoplasm; nucleus. Bases 497 to 2242 code for a protein of 581 amino acids. The transcript is spliced from 7 exons.